This is a messenger RNA of Pneumocystis jirovecii RU7, 435 nucleotides long. RefSeq names its product succinate dehydrogenase assembly factor SDH5. Gene Ontology annotation, biological process: mitochondrial electron transport, succinate to ubiquinone; tricarboxylic acid cycle; mitochondrial respiratory chain complex II assembly. The coding region runs from base 1 to 435 and encodes 144 amino acids. The transcript has 2 exons. Gene Ontology annotation, cellular component: mitochondrion. The record is from RefSeq and is a predicted model, not a curated record. Lineage: Eukaryota; Fungi; Ascomycota; Pneumocystomycetes; Pneumocystales; Pneumocystaceae.
AUGCUUUAUAAAUACAUAUUCCGUGUAUCAUGGUGUUAUUUAUCUUAUCUUAAACAUGCUCAAUUGCAACGACGAUGUUUAUACAAGCAAUUGUCUUUUAAAGAGGCGCCAUCUGCAUCUUUAUCUAUAAAAGAUCGCCAAGAAUCUACAGAAAUAACGCGUGCUCGUCUUCUUUAUCAAAGUCGCAAACGAGGUAUUUUAGAAACAGAUCUGAUAUUGUCUACUUUUGCAAAAAAAUAUCUGCCAUUAUUCACAAAAAAAGAGCUUGAAACAUAUGACAAAUUCUUACAAGAGUCUGAUUGGGAAAUUUAUUCCUGGGUUAUUCGAAAAAUAGAUGCACCUGAAAAAUGGCGUAAAAGUAGUCUUCUUCUUAUGCUUCAAGAGCAUUGUCAAGAUAAGACAGCCCCUAUUCGAAGAAUGCCUGAUAUUUUUUGA